Molecule: messenger RNA, 1386 nt
Organism: Aspergillus saccharolyticus JOP 1030-1
Lineage: Eukaryota; Fungi; Ascomycota; Eurotiomycetes; Eurotiales; Aspergillaceae
Product: extracellular serine rich protein
Exons: 3
Coding region: 1-1386 (461 amino acids)
Source: RefSeq, a predicted model, not a curated record
AUGCGCACCCUCCUCCUCCUCUCCACCAUUCCCCUUGCAACAGCUACAGCCAGCACAGACCAAGAACUAGGCUACCUUCAAUGCGCGUCGGCAAUCGCACAAACCUACCACAGCCCCCAAUGCACCUCCCCCUCGGCAUUAGACUGCUUCUGUAACGCCCCGUUCGACCCUGCCGCUUUGGAUCAGGGGGUGUUGGAGGAUUGUCAGGGUGAGGGUGUUGACAUCGGCGAUAUCCCACGAUAUAUCUGCGAUGACGCGAGUGUGCCCGUCUCCCCGCGCAAGGGGAGUGUACCGAUGGUGCGGCUUGCGGAUGUUGAUGCUGGUGCGGGUGCGGGGGCGCAGCAGCAGCAGCAGCAGCAGCAUCGGGGUAGUUUACCCAUGGUGCGAGUGAAUGUCCCAAGUAGUGCGAGUGCGAGUGCGAGUGCGAAUGCUGUGUCAAGUAGUGCAGCGGUCACUCCGAGCAGCAGCCGAGCAGUGAAUACUCCCAGCAGUGCCGUUCCCAGCAGUGCCGUCCCUACCAGCAGCAUCGCCAGCAGUCCUCGAAGAGCAAGCCAACCGCUCAUGCGCGUGGACGACACCACCAACCAAGCCCAUACCCAACGCAAAGAGGCAAGAGCCUACAGUCCAAAUCUCCAUCCUAACGCUCUCCCUCUGGCAGAGGAUGCCUUGCCCGAUUCCUCUCUCUACAGUACCACUUCGACUGGAACAGGCACAGGCACAGGCACAGACACACAGACUGGUACUGGAACAGGCGCAUACACAGAUGCACAACCAGGCGCAUACACAGAUGCACAACCCGGCGCAUACACAGAUGCACAAACAGGCGCAUACGCACCUGCAACCGAAUCCUCCGCCGCCGCCUCCAGCCCCUACACCGACCCCUCCACUACAACCCAAACGAACCAGAAUACCCCCGAAGAGGCAGCAGCAGGAGCAGGCGCGUGGACCGGGACCGGAGCCGCGGAACUCGCCCCCAGCUCACCCCCCCUCGCCGCGGGCGGUCUCGCCAUCCCGACUCCCACCGCCGCCGUCGCCGCCGUCGCCGCCGCCGCCGGAGCUGAUGCCGCCGAAGCGACAGCCGCAGCGAUGCUACCCACCUCCGCAGCGGCGAUUCCCUCCUCUUACCCCAUGACGAUCAGGACAAGCAACGCCGUCGCAGCGAAAGCGACACCGUCGACGUCGACGUUUUCGUCGGUGAAGCUUGUGACUAUCGUGCCGUCUGGGGUGCCGGUUGUGACCGGGGUGGCAGGAUCUGGGGUUGCUGCUGGAGCUGGGUCUGGGUCUGGGUCUGGGGCGUUGUUCCAGGGAAGUGCUGCGGGGCGACUACGGAUUCAUCCGGUGGUGAUGGGGUUGGUUGGGGUUAUUGGGUUCUGGGUUGUGGGUUGA